Fusarium venenatum is the source of this 1359-nucleotide messenger RNA. Its product is annotated as fungal-specific transcription factor domain-containing protein. NCBI's taxonomy places the organism in Eukaryota, Fungi, Ascomycota, Sordariomycetes, Hypocreales, Nectriaceae. The record is from RefSeq and is a predicted model, not a curated record. Gene Ontology annotation, molecular function: DNA-binding transcription factor activity; transcription cis-regulatory region binding. Gene Ontology annotation, cellular component: nucleus. Gene Ontology annotation, biological process: positive regulation of transcription by RNA polymerase II.
AUGGCAUUCUUCCCCCCGGAAGACUUUUCCCUUGACCCACGCUUCAUAGAGCUCCAGGAAGAACUUAGGUCUGUUCUGUUUGCAGGCUUGUCUGCGCUAUCACCCAGCGCAUCAUGUACCCCAGAGGCAGAAGCGACACCUACACAGUCACCACAGACACUCGACUUUUCCAACGUCACUGUCAAUAUUCCUCAUGACAGGUUAAUAUGCUAUCUUCAAAAUUGGGUCACGGAGUGUGCCCCAUAUCUGGACAAAUUCGAUGAGGAUAAACACUUUCAGAUUCAUGUACCGCUCAUGGCGCAGAAAUCGCCUGCGCUUUUAUAUGCUAUGCUUGCGUUUUCGUCAAGACAGAUGGAGAGGAGAGGGCUGACGCAAGAAGGUGGUUGUGAUAGUCUUGAGCUGUAUCAGGAGAGUAUCAGAUUACUCAGUCCUGGACUACAAGCCAAAGAUCCGAAUAUGUUGGUGACGGCUUGUAUCCUAGCUGUCUUUGAACUGAUGUCGGGAGGCUCCAAGAACUGGAAACGUCAUGUUGAAGGAUGUGCUUCAUUGUUUGAGUUCUUUGGAGUCGAUGGCUUCUCUGGCGGUCUACCUCAAGCUGUAUUCUGGUGCUACGCCAGAAUGGAGUUAUGCGGUGCCAUAAUAUCCGACGGGACAGAGACGACGGUUCUUCCACUCUCGAAAUGGGCACCUUCUGCACCUGAAUCGUUGGUUUCUUCCGAGCAGAUCGAAAGAUAUGUACGGGACAUGUUCCACGAGAGAAGCCGCGAAUCACCCGAUAUGCAAGCCAACUGGGCUAUAUACCUGUGUACAAAAGUCUGCGAUCUAAGAUUUCGAAGGACACAAAGUCUAGAACUCGGACGCGCAGACGUUCAAGAUGACAGACCAUUCUCAGAACAAUGGCAGCAGCUUUGGAACGAGUUACAAUUCUGGCUUGAUCAACGCCCUACAACAAUGAAGCCAAUAAGCAUGGUUGAAGCAGGCGAUAAGCAAAUCUUCCCAGCUAUGCUUUUCCCACACUGGGCCGCUAUUUCCAGCAACCAGAUCUAUCACACUGCGUGUAUACUGAUGCUUGAAAUGCGCAACUUGGGUCAUGAAUUAGAUUAUCAAUGUCUGGCUCUGUGGCAUGCACGUCAAGUUUGUGGCAUCUCGUGUGCAAAUCUUCAUCCCGGCAGUCUUGUCAAUUCCAUACAGCCACUUUACGUCGCUGGGAAAUUGUUUUCGCAUGUCAACGAGAGAAAGCAAAUAGCAAGGCUUCUUAAAUCGAUUGAUCGUACGACUGGUUGGGGCGCACUUUGGAGGUUGACGGAUCUUGAAUUUGAAUGGGGGUAUGAUGCAGGAGCGAUUCUCAAGACUUUAUAG